Messenger RNA from Chaetomium strumarium, 1961 nucleotides. Its product is annotated as general substrate transporter. The transcript has 2 exons. The record is from RefSeq and is a predicted model, not a curated record. Bases 253 to 1791 code for a protein of 512 amino acids. Gene Ontology annotation, molecular function: carbohydrate:proton symporter activity. Gene Ontology annotation, biological process: transmembrane transport; carbohydrate transport. Lineage: Eukaryota; Fungi; Ascomycota; Sordariomycetes; Sordariales; Chaetomiaceae. Gene Ontology annotation, cellular component: membrane.
CGCGGACGAGAGUCUCUUGCCGUCGCUUGAAUGUUACACUGCAAGGCGGGAUGGACGCUGAGGAUUGUUGCAUGUCGAAAAAAGUAUAAAGAGUUUGGCAUGCCGAUCUGCAUGAGUCGUGGUGGUGGUGGGCCACGCAUGUACAUUCUUGCCGCUGCUGCCACUUGAGCCUCUAUUUCUUUGGAGAGAAACAAGAACCUCAGAUAAUCCCAAGCUCCACUCCCUUGGGCAUCGCUCCUCUACGGUGCUGCCAUGGCGUUUCUCACGCCCAAGUGGUACCAGUUCCUGGUCGGCGUCUUCGCCUCGCUCGGCUCUCUGCUGUUCGGUUACGACUUGGGAGUUAUUGCCCAGGUCAUCGCGUCGAAGUCGUUCAACACGAAAUUUCAGCCUAGCGACAAUGAGACCGGAGCAGUCGUCUCGGUCUUCACCGGCGGCGCCUUCUUCGGGGCCGCUUCUGCCGGGCCCAUGGGCGACUGGCUCGGCCGUAGGCUGACCAUCCUGAUAGGUGCCCUGGUGUUCUGUCUCGGCGGUGCUCUCCAGACCGGAGCUCAGGCGCUUUCGUAUCUCUACUCGGGCCGUGCCAUUGCCGGUCUCGGCGUCGGCAUCCUCUGCAUGAUCGUCCCGCUCUACCAGGCCGAGCUGGCCCAUCCCAGCAUCCGCGGCCGUGUCACGGCGCUCCAACAGUUCAUGUUAGGCAUCGGUAGUCUCGCAGCCGCGUGGAUCUCGUACGGCACCGACGUCGGCUUUGCCCCUGACAACGACGGUCAAUGGCGGACCUCCCUGGGCAUCCAAGUCGUCCCCGCCGUCAUCCUUGCCGCGCUGAUCCUCCUCUUUCCCGAGUCGCCGCGCUGGCUCAUCGACCACGGGAAGCCCGAUCUCGGCCUGCAGACGCUGGCCAGGCUCCACGCCCACGGCGACACCAGCGAUCCCUGGGUGCAGGCCGAGUUCCAGCAGAUCCAAGACGCCAUCACCUACGAGCACGAGCACGAGGCCAAGUCGUACUCGGAGCUGUUUACGGACCGGUCGUCCUUCCGCCGGCUCUUCCUCGCGUGCUCCCUGCAGGCUUCGGUGCAGAUGACGGGCGUGUCGGCGAUCCAGUAUUACUCGGUCACCAUCUACGGCCUCAUGGGCAUCAAGGGCGACGACACGCUCAAGUACCAGGCCAUCUCGUCCAUCAUCGCGCUGAUCGCGCAGGCGCUCUGCAUCUUGCUGAUCGACCGCUUCGGGCGGCGCUGGCCGCUCAUCCUGGGCAACCUGGGCAACUGCCUCACCUUCAUCAUCGCCACCAUCCUGCUCGCCAAGUUCCCGCCGGGCGCCAACGACAACAAGGCGGCCGCCUGGGGCUUCAUCGUCGUCACGUGGGCCUACAACUUCAGCUUCAGCGCCACCUGCGGCCCGCUGUCGUGGAUCAUUCCCGCCGAGAUCUUCGACACCAAGACGCGGUCCAAGGGCGUGUCCAUCGCCACCAUGAUCUCGUUCGCCUUCAACACCAUGAUCGGCCAGGUCACGGGUCCCGCCAUGAACACGGCCGGCUACAGGUUCUACUUCCUCUUCGUCAUCUGCAACUUCACCAACGCCCUCUUCUUCUGGGCCAUCCUGCCCGAGACGGCCAAGCGCCCGCUCGAGGAGAUGAACCGCCUCUUCACCGACGCCCCGCUCUUCGUCCCGGGCAUGAACAAGCGCGACUGGGCCGUUACCGAUCUGGAACACCGGGUCGAGGAGGUCAAGGCGAAGCAGGGGGAUGUUUUGCAUACCGAGGUUGGGGCCAAUCCCGGGUACGGCGGGCACUAAUAAAUUUUGUGGAGGGCCGUCGGCAAACUUGGAGAAAGUCUCUUGUAUAAAGGGUUGUUUCAGGAGUUCAGUUGAUGUAAUACAACAGCACUUGAGCGCAGGUCAGCGUUUGCUCUGGUGCCACGUGGUAAGGGAAAACAUGUUGAUGGCGUACCAGGUUCAUCUGAGUU